Oreochromis niloticus (Nile tilapia) is the source of this 1767-nucleotide messenger RNA. RefSeq names its product EGF-like-domain, multiple 7 (gene egfl7). NCBI's taxonomy places the organism in Eukaryota, Metazoa, Chordata, Actinopteri, Cichliformes, Cichlidae. The transcript has 9 exons. The record is from RefSeq and is a predicted model, not a curated record. Gene Ontology annotation, biological process: anatomical structure development. Gene Ontology annotation, cellular component: cell surface; extracellular region. Gene Ontology annotation, molecular function: calcium ion binding; signaling receptor binding. The coding region runs from base 396 to 1280 and encodes 294 amino acids.
AAUACGCCCAAAGACAUUUCAUUUGCCGCCAGUCGACUCAGAGGGAGCACCUCGAAUCAAGCGCGAGGGUUUUUUAAUUCGAAAGCACCAACGCUAGAAGCUCUUAAAAGAAACUGGCACCAUGGAAAUGUCCCCUUACCCGCCGGUCCAGCGGCGCGUGCUCAUGGCCGCCGCUCAGCCUGCGCGCGCGCACGCACCUGACGACCUAAUACUGCAAGGGUAGCUGGAGUGGUCCUCCUUGAAGGAAACAUAGAUAUUCAGUGUGAGGAGACUUUGGAUUCAAUCCACGCCCUUCCCCCCGUCACCCCUUCUUCAUCCUCCUCUCCUCUUCCCUCUGACUGGCACGGAGAAGAGUCCAAGAGACCCAGCGAGGGAACGUGGGAAAGAGGAAGACGAUGUACCAAAUACUGCUCCUUUCCUCCUCCCUCUUCAUCCUUCAUGUGAUGGCCACUCCCCAGUUCUUCGCUCACCACGGGAGAAGGGUGUGCGGCAGAGACCUCCGUCACAGUGUUGUCACUACGACAGAGUCGUUCGUCCAGCCAGUGCACAAGCCCUACCUCACCCUGUGUCAGGGGCAUCGCCUCUGCAGCACAUACAAGACUACGUACUUGGUGGCAUACCGACAGGUGAACAGAGCAGCUUCUCCUUUGCAUUUCUACCCAGAUUGCUGCCCAGGCUGGAGGAGAUUUUACUCUCACAACUGCAACCAAGCUGUGUGCGGACAACCCUGUUUGAAUGGCGGUACCUGUUUAAGACCCAACCAGUGUGCUUGUCCGUUAGGCUGGACGGGACACCAGUGCCAAAGAGAUGUGGAUGAGUGCAGUGAGCAGCAGCGGUGCGCCCAGCAGUGCGUGAACACAGCUGGCAGCUAUCGAUGUACAUGCAGAGAGGGCUUCGCCCUUGCUGGAGACGGCCGUUCCUGUCAAAGCCUUCCUCCUCCAUCUCCUCCUCCUGCCACUCCUACCUCCUCAUCACAGAGCAGCCAGGCAACAGUGGGUGUGGGUCAUCACACUGAUGCAGAUGCAAAGUUUGGCUUGGUGGAGAAUGUGACAGAGGAGGUACAGAGCCUGAGGAACCGAGUUGAGCUCCUGGAAAAGAAGCUGCAGCUGGUGCUGACGCCCUUCAGCAGCUUCUUCCCUCUGUCGUUGGAUGAGGGCCUGUCGGAGAAAACCACCUUGCUAUCCCACUCUUUCCAGCAGCUAGAUCGCAUCGACUCCCUCAGCGAGCAGAUCGGCUUUCUGGAGGAGCGCCUUGGGACAUGUUCAUGUCAGGAGAAUUAGCCUCUGAACACGGCCACCAUUGUUCCAGUAAAGUUACCGUCUACGCAAACCUGCCAGACUGGACGUGCCAAGACUGCUGGCAUUUGCAGCAAAGAGAUGGCAGACAUCAGAAAGCGCCUCGGUCCUCGUUAUGCCGUGAUGUAAUCGCCUCGGAAAUCAUUUGAGAUUUUUACUAUUCCUGACAGGUUCAUUUACUUUUCUCAUUGAAUCACUGUCACGUUGUUGAUUUUCUAACAGUACCUGUGGUGGGGGGCAGUUUCACUAUUACAUCACCCCAGGAACAUCUAAAUUAAACUCCCCUGUUAGGGUCAGAGGUCAAACUUGCCACUUAGUUUGUUUUUCACCAGUGCAGCUUUGUCCCAAAGUGACCUGGGGCAUCUGUAUUUAUGUAUUUAAAUUAUGAUUACUUGUAGGUCUGUCUCAGUGCUCCAAUAGACAUUUGUAACUAGUUUUGUAACAUUUUGUAAUAAAACUUCCUAAUCAAAAA